This is a messenger RNA of Cladocopium goreaui, 1248 nucleotides long. The record is from the annotation of a GenBank genome assembly. Lineage: Eukaryota; Dinophyceae; Suessiales; Symbiodiniaceae.
GGAACGCGCCACUCCCCCGCCAAGGAGUUCCUGCUUUUCCUGUCGUUGCAUCUCCCUGCUGCUGGCGAUCUUCGUGGCCCUGGUUGCCGUGGUCGUGAAGAUGGUGCCCAUUGAGGUGAUCUACCAGAACUCCCAGCGCGUGGUGACCGACUCCGCAUCGAUGAUGGAGGAGACGAUGGUGACCGGCACCGUGGUGCCUAGCACAGUGACCACGGCGGCCGAGACCAGUGAGACACAGAGAUCACAGAGUGAGACCAUGGAGGCGGAAAUCACCACGACCACCACCGAAGCGCCGUCCGGAACUCCGGAGGUUCAGGAGCUUCAGGAGGCGGAGGUGCCUGUGGACGCGGCUCCUGUCCCAUCCGUGCCACAACCAGUGCCACCAGCACAACCGGUGCCACCAGCGGAACCGGUGCCACCAGCACAACCGGUGCCACCAGCACAAAUGCCACCAGCGGAACCGGUGCCACCAGCGGAACCGGUGCCACCAGCACAACCGGUGCCACCAGCACAACCGGUGCCACCAGCACAAAUGCCACCAGCGGAACCGGUGCCACCAGCGGAACCGGUGCCACCAGCGGAACCGGUGCCACCAGCGGAACCGGUGCCACCAGCGCAACCGGUGCCACCAGUGCAACCGGUGCCACCAGUGCAACCGGUGCAAGCAAGGCCUCCGCAGGUCUUGGCGGCCGAGGUCAUUCAUGGCGUGACUCGGGCAGACCUUUGGCACCCCGCACUCCUGGCAGAUCCCUCUGGUGUGGGUGCGGCCGAAGAUGAAACCAUGAAGGCCAGUCUGCAGGCGGUCUCAGGAAGUUUCCCGAAGAUCACCGAGGCCUUUCGCUUCCUGCGACUUCUCGUGCGCAAACACCACCUCGAUGGACGGCAGGUGCCUUUGCAAGCCGUCGUUGGAGUGGUGAACACCGGUUUUCGAAUCUGGAAUAAGCAGACUAGCCUCAAGCUCAUUCACGGCCUUGGCAUGGGCUGCCCCGCCAUGCAGACUUCGCAGACGGUGCAUCCGGGACAACGCCUCGACUUGACCCUGCAGCUGGAGGUGCCGAAUCGAGGACAAGGAGAUGGAAAUCCAAUGAUGAGAACUAUGUGGGUGCUGGUGGAUGGCGACACAGAUGAACCCUUUGGACCUCUUUUUGUGAUGGAGACAAUCUUUCUGUCCGGAUGAGUCCUGUUGCCGAACAAUCUGUGAACAUUUCACACGGAAUUUCCAGCACAUGGGAACGUUUACUGAGCCCC